AUGAGUGCCAAUAUCCGGGUGCUGGUACGCAAAUCGAUCGCAGCAUCGUCGAUGGUGUCUAUGUGCAGGUAUAGCACAACCACACCUGGUACCGACAAUGCAAGCAAGCCCAUGGAUACAAAGAGUGGUACGCUUCCUAGCCGCAACCCCAAGCAGGGUGUGCCAUCACGAGGAAACAUGACUAAGUACUUCACAUUUGGCGUCCUGGUUGGGGUUGCUGGGUACUUUGCACUCCAUAAGUUCGACAGGGAGCCCACGUCCCAAUUGCUCGACGCUGGCGCUCACGGCGAGCCUGCAUUUCACAAAGAGGAAUUUCGCAAGUUUAGAUUGAAGCGCAUCGAUCCUCACAAUCACGAUACCUCGCUCUAUGUGUUUGAGCUUCCAAGUGGCAAUGUUUCAGGCGCGCAUGUCGCAUGUGCUGUGGCAGUGAUGGGCGCUGAUGGUACGCCAAAAAAUGACUUUGGCGAGCCUCUUGCCCGAGGCUACACUCCUUUAAACCCGCCGCAUACAAGGGGCGAAUUUGAGCUCCUGAUCAAGCACUACCCUGAGGGCAAAAUGACGCAGCACCUCCUUUCCCUCCGACCUGGCGAUGAAAUUUUAGUGAAAGGUCCACGUGAAAAAUUUCCCUACAAGGCGAACGAGUUUGAUCACAUCGGUAUGAUUGCAGGUGGUACGGGCAUUGCUCCCAUGUGGCAGGUACUCUCUGCCAUCGCCAGCAAUCCUGACGAUGCCACCAAAGUGACGCUCCUGUUUGGCAACAAGACAGAGGCAGAUAUACUGCUCCGCAGACAGCUCAACGAGCUUGCCAAAGACAAGCGUUUUAAUAUCAUUCAUUACUUGGACAAUCCUCCCGCGAAUUGGAAUGGCGAGAAAGGCUACAUCACUGCAGAGGAGAUCAAGAAGCAUCUACCGGCUCCAUCGCUCGGAGCGAAAACCAAGGUUUUCGUUUCCGGCCCUUCCGGUCAAAUUCGGUCUAUAAUUGGGCCCAAGCGUGAGCCUAACGACACCUCACCAAGGGAAGGCGCGCUAGCCGACGUCGGUUACAGCGCUGAACAGGCUCACAAAUUUUAG
Molecule: messenger RNA, 1071 nt
Organism: Malassezia vespertilionis
Lineage: Eukaryota; Fungi; Basidiomycota; Malasseziomycetes; Malasseziales; Malasseziaceae
Product: cytochrome-b5 reductase
Exons: 1
Coding region: 1-1071 (356 amino acids)
Biological process (GO): ergosterol biosynthetic process
Molecular function (GO): cytochrome-b5 reductase activity, acting on NAD(P)H
Source: RefSeq, a predicted model, not a curated record